Messenger RNA from Chara braunii, 1975 nucleotides. The record is from the annotation of a GenBank genome assembly. NCBI's taxonomy places the organism in Eukaryota, Viridiplantae, Streptophyta, Charophyceae, Charales, Characeae.
GUACCAUUCCUCCUCCGCACCCUUCGAUCCGGUGCCAAGUUUUAAUGGCCAAAUAUUUUCGGGCCACUUGCGCUUACGAACGAACCGAAGAGAUAGGCUUAUGUUUUCUCCGAACCGUCGCGGUAGUCGAAGCUCAACCCACGGACUUGUCUUCAGACCCCCGGGUGGUGCGGUUGCUCGACGAAUUCGCCGAUGUCUUCGAGUCACCUACCGGCAUAGUGCUGGAUCGGCCGAUCUCACACGAGAUCAUUCUCGAGGUCGGUGCCUUGUCGCCGAAAGGUUGCAUUUAUCUCAUGAGCAAGGAGGAACUUACAGUACUCCGCGCGCAGCUCGACGACUUGUUGGACAAAGGCUGGAUCCGGCCUAGUAGCUCACCCUAUGGUGUGCCAGUUCUCUUCGUUCGGAAGAAGAACAAGGACCUUCGCAUAUGCAUCGAUUACCGCAAGCUCAAUGCGCAGACCGUCAAGAACGCGGGACCUCUUCCUCGUAUUGAUGACCUUCUGGAGCGCUUGGGCGGCGCGAAAUUCUUCUCCAAACUGGAUUUGAAGUCGGGAUAUCAUCAGAUCUUGAUUCGGCCGCAAGAUCGCUACAAGAUCGCGUUCAAGACACGGUACGGGCACUUCGAGUGGGUCGUCAUGCCUUUCGGACUCACCAACGCCCCGACGACUUUUCAAGCGGCAAUGACCAACGAGUUCCGCGCAAUGCUGGACCGGUUCGUGCUGGUCUACUUGGACGACAUCCUCGUCUAUAGCCGGACCUUGGAGGAACAUCUUGACCAUCUUCGACGAGUGUUGGGGACACUCCGGCGCGCCAAGUUCAAAGCUAACCGCGACAAGUGCGAGUUCGUGCGCCAAGAGUUGGAAUACUUGGGCCACUUCGUCACUCCACAAGGCAUCAGUCCGUUGUCGGACAAGAUUCAAGCCGUCCAAGAUUGGCCGGAGCCACGGAACGUCACGGAUGUCCGAUCAUUCCUUGGGCUCACCGGCUACUACCAACGUUUCAUCAAAGGGUACUUGAAGAUCACGGGCCACUUAUUCAAGCUUCAAUGCAAGGAUCAGCCGUUUGACUUCGGGACGGACGCGCGGGAAUCAUUCUUGGCCCUCAAGGCCGCAUUGCUUUCUGCGGAGGUAUUGCGGACAUACCACCCGCUAUUGCCAACGCGCAUCACCACAGACGCAUCCAGCUAUGGCAUUGGGGUUGUCUUCGAGCAACAUGACGGCGUGGACUGGCACCCAGUCGAAUACUUCAGCAAGAAAGUGUCGGUCGUGCACUCCAUCGAUGAUGCACACAAGAAGGAACUUCUCGCCUUCGUCCACGCACUCAAGCGGUGGAGGCACUUCCUCCUUGGUCGACGCCAUUUCCGAUGGGUAACACACGACAAUCCGUUUAUCUUCUACAAGUCUGAAGACACCGUCAACAACACCAUCGCCCGUUGGAUGACCUUCAUCGACCAAUUGGACUUCUUUCCCGAUCACAUUCCGGGGAAGUCGAACCGUUUUGCAAAUGCUCUUUCAAGGCAUCCGGGCCACUGCACCGCGGUCUACUCAACCUUCGAGAUCGAGGACGACUUGUGGGACAGCUUCAUCCGCGGCUAUCAAGCCGACCCCGAGUUUCGUGACAAGUACGCGAAUUGUUCCUCUCCCAAUCCGACGCCUUCACACUAUCGGAUCCAAGAGGGAUACUUGCUUCUUCACUCGCGGGGGAAGGAUCUCCUUUGUGUGCCGCAAGAUUCACACUUGCGCACCCGGCUUCUUGGCGAGUUCCACGACGCCCCCGCCACCGGACACUUUGGCAUCAAUCGCACGAUUGGCCGACUACGCGAGCGCUUUUGGUGGCCCGGUCUCCUCGACGACGUCACGCACUAUUGCGAGUCAUGUGAAGUUUGCCGACGUUGAAAAUCUCGCAAUCAUCGUCCGUAUGGCGAACUGCGACCAUUACCAGUCCCCUUGCGCCGAAGGGAAGCAAUUGCCAUGGA